UUGAAGUACGAUGGCGAUAUAAACGCUCUGAUGCAAACGAACCACCGAUUUUGCCGCUUGCUGAACCCCUACCUUUAUCGACACAACAUCCAAAAUUCUGAGGCCUCGGCACUUCGAUGGGCGGCUUUGAAUGGCGCUGUGUCGACUCUUGAGAAGGUGCUUGAGGCAGGA
This is a messenger RNA of Aspergillus glaucus CBS 516.65, 171 nucleotides long. RefSeq lists its product as uncharacterized. NCBI's taxonomy places the organism in Eukaryota, Fungi, Ascomycota, Eurotiomycetes, Eurotiales, Aspergillaceae. The annotation marks the transcript as partial. The record is from RefSeq and is a predicted model, not a curated record. The transcript has a single exon.